Messenger RNA from Acanthochromis polyacanthus (spiny chromis), 3397 nucleotides. Its product is annotated as progestin and adipoQ receptor family member 3-like. The record is from RefSeq and is a predicted model, not a curated record. The coding region runs from base 760 to 1704 and encodes 314 amino acids. The transcript is spliced from 8 exons. NCBI's taxonomy places the organism in Eukaryota, Metazoa, Chordata, Actinopteri, Pomacentridae. Gene Ontology annotation, cellular component: membrane. Gene Ontology annotation, molecular function: signaling receptor activity.
CAGAAUAAGACAGGUCUGCUGGUGAGAGGCAGCAGCGAGCUAAUGUGUGUAAAAAAAAUACUAAAAUGUGACUUUAUUUAACGCCAUGGUAGCUUCAUAGCAAUCCGGACAUGGCUCAACUGUCUAAAGAAACACCACAACAGCCGGAGAGCGACUAAUGCCUGUCACACCUCCUCAAGAGCAGAUCCUGGGCAGUUGAGAGGGUCUUGGUAGACCUGGACCAAAAGCUCUGUUUCCCACCUGAGAUCACCUCCACCAACCUGUGACCAGACCUGGUGCUAUGGUCAGCUUUACUUAGGCACGUUUAUAUCACCAAACUCAGUGCAGGAGGCUUAUGAACGCAAGAAGUUGAGGUGUAUGGAGCUUGCUGUCGAUGCCAAACAUCGAGGCUGGAAGGUGAGGUUCCGACCAAUGCAAGUAGGCUGCAGAAGUUCGUAGUCACCUCAACAUCCAGGCUUCUCUGAGAGAUAGGAGCAAGUGUGAAGGACCUCUCCAGAGCUGCUGAAAAGGGAAGUCAGUGGCUGUGGAUAAAGAACAAGGACUCCACCUGGACCCUCGAGUGAGCAGAUGGCAUCUAGAACAUGAACCUGGGACGCUGGGAUUCACUGCUGAACCCUCUGGAGGUGUCGUGGGCCGAUCAGCGAAACACCAUUUGAUAACCCAAAGGAUGCCCUCAUUCACUGGACCAACCCACAGAGGCUUAAAUAUCCAGCCUUAAUCCUCCCCAGCUCGCCUUGUAGCCGAGGAGUCCAGAACAAGAUGCUGCUGAAGAUGCCUCAGAAGCUGCUGAAAACUGCCCACUACAUAGAGCUGGGCAGCUACCAGCACUGGCCGGUGUUGAUACCCCAGAGGAUACGACUGUACACGUAUGAACAAAUCCCCCUCUUCCUCAAAGAAAACCCGUACAUCACAGACGGCUACAGAGCUCACCUGCCCUCCAAGCUCUGCCUGAAGAGUAUUUUUAUGCUGUCCAAUGAGACGGUGAAUAUCUGGAGCCACCUUUUAGGUUUCCUGCUUUUCUUCUCGUUGGGGGUCAACGACGUCUCCACGGUGCUGCCGGCUUCUGGAGCCAACAGAGAGGACUACGUCAUCUACGCCAUCGGCCUCUUCUGCUUCCAGGUGUGCAUGCUGUGUUCGGUGGGGUAUCAUCUGUUCUCCUGCCACCGGUCAGAGAAAACCUCCCGUCGCUGGCUGGCGUUGGACUACGCCGGCAUUUCAGUGGGGAUCCUGGGCUGCUACGUACCGGGGAUCUUCUACGCUUUCUACUGCAACGCUUUCUGGCGACAGGUCUACCUGCUGACCGUCCUGUCCCUCAUCCUGGCCGUCUUCUGUGCUCAGGUCCACCCUCGUUACCUCAGUAACGACUGGCGGCGAAUACGGAUGACGAUCUUCUGCUGCGUGGCAGGAAUCAGUGUGGUUCCUGCCUGCCACUGGGUCUGGCUCAACGGAGGAUUCACCACUGAUGUCGUACAGCUGUUCCUGCCUCGUGUGAUCGUGAUGUACCUGAUAGCUGGAUCCGCCUUCCUGUUCUACGUCACCAAAAUCCCUGAGCGCUAUUUCCCCGGCCAGCUGAACUACCUGGGUGCCAGCCACCAGCUGUGGCACGUCCUGGUGGUGGUGAUGUUCUACUGGUGGCAUCAGACCGCCGUGCACAUCAUGCACUUCAGACACAGCAAGGCCUGUCCACCCCGGAGCAGCAGCUAAGGGAUGCUCAUCACAUCACAUCCCGAUGAGGCGCUUAUCUGGAGGCUAAUUAACAGCGUUGACAUGAACAGCAUGGAGUCGUUAAACUGUAAGAGGCUUCUGAUGACGAGCUGCUAAAACAUAAAACUGACAGAGACUUGUCGUUCUCUGCUGUUUUUAAUUUCCCAUCAGCAGCUCACAGCCUGAACUGUUAAAGUCAAAGAUGUUGGAGAACAAGUCCAGAAAAAACUGGACCUUUUGCAUCAUUAGAUUAAUGCAUGAACAAAUCAUUUUUUAAUUAAUUUGUCAGAACAAACAAGCUGUGGUGUUUUCAGUGAUGAACACGGUGGGCUAAGGUUGUUUUUUUGUACAGAACUACUUCUCAGCCGACACCAACGACGACUUUCUGCCUGUAUUUGUUUAACUGUCGGUUCCUCUGAGGUUUUAUGAAAAAUGUCUUCAUAAAAAAAAGUAGGAAUGACAGAAAAAUCAUAGCAAAAAAAAAAAAAAUCACAGCAACUGGAACUUCAGCUUUUGGACGCAGAAUUAGAAACGGUUUCUGAUGCUGCCAGUAUUUGAAGUUCUUGAACAAAUCAUAUUGAUCAAUCAGUGAUUUAUCUGCAGCAUCAAAAGUGCAGAUGUAAGAAAAAAAAACGGUGUGAUGAAUCUAUUUAAGCUGCAGUGUGAUAUUUUAUCAGCACCUUCUGGGUUAUCUGUCUGUUUAACUUCUUGUUUUGUCUUUGGAACACAUUUGAUGGCGGGGAAAGGGGAAAAAAAACACUUUACAGACGCGUUAAAUCACUCCUCUCAUAUCAGAAUAAACCCAAAGCUGCAGAUUUAAUCAGGAUGCUGAACGAUCCUCCUUCACUGUAGCUGGAAGUUUAUCAUUUAUUCACUCCUCACUCUGUCUUCUAACAUAAUCUGAGGUUCUAAUUUUAUUCUGCAGGUUUAUCUAAGACAAACAGUGUGAUUAGAGAGAAUGUUUACUUAAAUUUGAGCGCACACAGUUUACAUUCUGGUCAGUAGAAAUGAGCUGAAUGACCUCAACAGUAAAGCUGGGUUUGUACUGUAGAGGACGGCUUCAUUUAAACCACAGUACUUCAUAUUUUCUUAUUUAUCUCUGCUGGUAUUUGCGUAUUUUUCAUAUUUUGUGCCCUGAAAGAAUGCAGCUGAAUGCAUUUUUGUUUUUAUGGUUAACAUGCUGAUAAUAUUCAAUCAGUUUUGGGGAUUAUUUCUUUUAAGAAGGAGCCAGUGUUGAAUCUUUUAGCUGCCUUUAAACUGUUGUUUUCCUUCAGCACACUCGGGACAAUGACGUAUUUUAAUGUUUAUGUGUACAGUUAUUUUCAUUUGCCUUAUUUUCUCUGAGUAUUUGUACUGUAUUCUCAUUUACUGUAACAACCGGUUGAUGAACCAGAUGACGACACCAUGAGGCCAGUAUGGUUUUCCUUUUUAUAUCCUGCAGUGUUUUGUUGAGAAUUAAAUACGAUUUGUCUGAAAGCACAAAACGCUGCUGGCUGCAGCACUUUAAUAAAAAAAAAAGUGACUUUAUUUUGCCAUGAACUGCUCGAUGUCAUGAUUGCUUUGUGUUUUUGUGUCUUCCUUCAGUGUCGUUCGUAUGAUAAAGCACUGAUUUAUGGGCUGUAUUAUUUCAGUGCCUCUGUCAAAAAUCUAUUUUUUAACCUUUUGAAUGAAUAAAGAAUGCUGGAAAAUCUGA